This is a messenger RNA of Plasmodium gallinaceum, 1770 nucleotides long. Its product is annotated as conserved Plasmodium protein, unknown function. Gene Ontology annotation, molecular function: RNA binding. Lineage: Eukaryota; Apicomplexa; Aconoidasida; Haemosporida; Plasmodiidae. The transcript has 5 exons. The record is from RefSeq and is a predicted model, not a curated record. Bases 1 to 1770 code for a protein of 589 amino acids.
AUGUUUAAAAUUAUAGAUAAAAUAAAACCGAACAUAUUUUUGCAAAAUGUUAAAAUAAAUAACACGAAUAAAUUUUUUUUUCCCCAAAAAAAUAAUAAAUUACGUUUUUCUUCAAAAGUUGAUAAUGUUAAAUUUAAUGCUGAUGAUAACAUAUCAACUAAUUUUCUUGAAGAACAAGAACUAAAACUAAUAUUUAAUAAAAAAGUUACAUUUUCUAGUAUAUUUGAAGAUAGAAUAAAUGUAUUUUUAAAACCAUUAGAAACUGACGUAAUUUGUGAAGGAAGAUUUAACUGCAACAAUUUGAUUGAUAGAGGUAAUUCAAUAAUUAUAGAUGAUAAAAAAAAUGAUAUAAAUAAAUUAAGCGAUGAUAAUAAUAAAGAAUUAAAUGAAUUACACAAUGAAAAUCCAAAUAAAAAUGAUCUCAAGGAAAAUAAUAAUAAUAAUAAUAAUAAUAAUGAGAAUAAAAAAAAUAAUUUAAAAUUUUUAUCAUUCGAUAGAUAUAAUUUAUUAUCUAAAGGAAAGCAUAUGUAUAUAUAUGAUUUUGAGAUUUACAACAUUUCUGAAUUAAGUAAAUACGACGCAGGUGAAAUUGUAAAUGUUUAUUUUUACAAUAAAGAAAAAAUUGGUAUUGGGUUGUUAAAUAGAAAAAGUAAUAUAGUUAUUAGAAUAAUAGAAAGAGAUAUUUCAAAAGUAAUAGACGAUAGAUUUUUUAUAAAAAAGUUAUAUGAAAGCAUUAAAAGAAGAUUUAAAUUUAUUUAUAAUAUAAAUUUAUAUGAUUAUAUUUAUUCAUUUAAUGUAAGAAAUAAUACAAAGAUAUUUUGUAAAAUUGUUAAUUCAGUCAAUGAUGAAUUACCAGGUUUGGUUGUUUAUGUAUUUGAUAAAAGUAUAUAUAUAAGAUAUGAUAAUUUAAUUAUACAAAAAUAUAACUAUAUUUUUGAAAAAGAAUUAGAGAAAAUAUUUUCACCAAAAAAUAUGUACUCCAAAAAAAUAAUUAGUAAAAAAGAAAAAAGAGCACAAAAAGGAAAAGAAUACAUCUUAGAACAACUGAAAGGUGAUGACCUUGAAUUAAAUUAUUGUGAAAAUAAUUAUACUUUUUAUAAUAAUAUAACAAAUAUAUCAUAUCAUAUUUUUGAUAUAGAAAGUAAAUAUGAUAGAGUUUUUUUGCAGAGUUUAAGUUAUUCAUCUAAUAUUUUAAAUAUAGAUGGGAACGUUGGUGAAUACAUAAUAAAUACUUCUUUAAAAAACCAAACAUAUAUAAAUAAUUAUGAUUGUAGAGAAAAUAUAUCUAUUAUAUUGAGUGAUAGUGCUAAAAAUACUAACUAUAUAAAUAAAAAUAUUUCUAUUAAUAAUUGUAAACAUAUCACGUCAUUGCAUAGAGAAAAUAUUCUUGAAGAAUUAAAUAAUAUGUCCUUAAAUAAUUUAAAAUUUGAUUUAAUUAUUUAUAACACAAAAAGUAAUAUAACUUAUAGAAAAAAUUCUUAUACAAGUAUAUAUGGAAAAAGAUAUACUGUAACAUUUAAAGGAAUUCAUAAAUAUUUAAAUUAUAUUUCAGAUAUCUUACAAAAAAAUGGAUUAUUAUUCAUAACAGUUGAAUUAUCCACUUCUGAUUAUCACAAAUUUUUGAAUAUUGUUAAAUGUGUAUUUGAAAAUAAAAAGAAAAGUAUUUCUAUUGUAUACGAAAACUCUUGUAGUAUUGAAAAUAACAUAUUAUGUAUUGAUGAAAAUGCAUGGUAUAUGAGAUCUGUGUGCUUCAAGCUAGGAGAAUCUUAA